AUUACUCUUUUCAUCCUGUGCAAAUAGCACAAAAUACUACCAGUUUUCAUGUUACUCCCGACAACUAUGAAAACACUACUUUCGAUAUCAAGCUAAUGUAAAAAGAAAUGGAUAAAAUUGUUUUUUCUACAAGAAAAGGAUAUGAAUUUUUAAUUGGCGAAAAUUUUAACGGCGCUCUCUCAGAACUCAAAAAAUGCUUGACUUAUGCAGAACAAAUACAAAAAGUAAGCGUAAUCAAUAAAUGCGUUCAAAAUUUGGCAGCUGCAUAUAUAGAAUGUGGAAAAGAGGACGAUAUAAAACGUGGAAUUGAAUUACUAACACCUUUAAUUGAUAAUUCAAUAACGAAUGAAAGUGCUUAUAGAAAUUUUAAUUUGGCAAUUGGAUAUGAGAAACUAAAAAACUUUGAGAAAUCCGUUAAACUUUAUGAAAAGACUUUAAAACAAAUAGAAAGGAGCAAAUCUAUAGAUUUUGAUGAUCAAGAUCUACAUAAUUUGUGUUAUUCUCUAUCUAAAAUUUAUGUAAAAGAUGGAAAAGUUGGUUCCGCUGCCCUGGUUAAUUCGAAAAUAUCAAAAUUAUGUAUUUCCAGCCGUUUACAAAUUGACUUUUUAAUUAAUACUGCACGCUAUCUAUACCAAGCCAAAGAUUAUGAAAGAAGUUAUGAAUAUUUAAAGCAAAUCCUUGAGAAAUAUUCAGUAUUAGAUAUUGCAGGCGAAUAUAGCGCCACUGUGAACAAUACUAUAGGUAUUUUAUUUACCCAAAUUGGUGCUCUACAGUUGGCUGUCGAGUGUUUUGAAAGGGCCCGUGCCGUAUCGAGAAAGCUAAAGAACAACGAAUUGGUUGCUGUUAGUUCACAAAAUUUAGGAGUUGUUAUGAAUUUGAGUGACCAGUAUCGUUUAUCGUUGAAAUUCCAUAAAGAAGCCUUUCAGAUUUACGAAGAAAUACAAGUAAACAGAUAUCAAGCAGAAACAGCAAUCAAUUUGGCUUACGCAUAUUUCAAAACAAAUAAACUACAAGAGUGCGAAGAAUGCUUAUUAACCGUAAUAAAUAUAGGCCCGAAGGAUCUUCAAUGGGUUAGCUAUGGUCAUAUGUCAGCAUUAUAUUAUAUCCAAGAAGAUUGGGAGUCGUUAAAGGGUUGUCUUAUUCAAUCUUUAAAAGUAGCCCCAAAGCAUAUGAAAAAGGACGUAAAUAAAAAUAUAAAAGAUCUAGAAAAUAGAGUUAACGAAGAAAAAAGAUAUAAAGCGACGAAACUGUCUACCGAGCCGAAAAAUGAUGCCAAAACAGAAAGAAAAUACUCAGGGAGUAGGGUUAAUCAACUUCCGAUAAAACAUGAAUUCAUAGCAAAAGGCAUUGUUCCUUUGGGUACAUUGGAUUCAACGUAUUUGUUGACACAUAAAGAUAGCUACGACGAACCCGACUAUAAUCCUGAAAUUAACACUACUAUAUCUGAUGUUCAAGAUAAGGCUUUAAAAAGAAGGGCAAUAAAACGUAGGAAGAGCUCGGUUAAGGGAAAAAAUGUUUUUUCUCCUGGAGCAGGAAGUCGGCGCCACGGUAGACCUCUCCUCUCCGGUAAUGACUCCCCCGCACCAAAAGCUUCGUCAGAAGAUGACGAUAGUGAAAGAGCUCGCAUGCAAGAAUUAUAUAGUAAGAUAUUAGAGCCAAUGCAAGAUGUACUAUGUUCGUCGGACAGUAAAAUUUUAAGGAAGGAUGAAUCAAAAAGGAAAAGUGAUUCAUGUCGAAAAUCAAACUCCAAUGAGAUAAGUGAAACGGAAAUAGGAGAAAGCGAAGAAUCAAAAUCUAAUAAAAAAGAAGAGUUAUAUAGUACAGUAACGCUAACGAAGUCGACUGCAAAGUGAGGCAAAAACUAAACGCCAAACUUUUUUUUCUUAUUUCAAUUUUUUAUUAGAUCAAAUACAGAGUCAAAUAUGAGUCACAAGCUUCCGAAACAAACUUAUGAAAAGCCUAUCAGCGCUAAUUAUUUUUCUCCAUCCGGAAAUGAAACUGAAGCGGAAAGUGAGAAUCGGAAAUCGCAAAAUGAUGAACCUCUAUAUGAGACUAUUCCGGACCAGGAACAAGAAGUAAAACAUCCAAGAAAGGAAAAUGCAUCGAAGUCGUCAAAAUCAUGUAUAAUUAGUUGAGAGAAUAUUCUAGGAAGUAUCCUUCCUCGAUCAAAUAAAGUUUUUGUAUAAAAUUGUGAAGGAGAUGGAAAGUAAAUCUCAGAAAGUGUGAACUUAAGGAAAUAAUAGCUAAGAUAGAGAAGACAAAACUAUGAAGUAAAAUAACUUGAGAGGGAAGCAUGUUUGCUUUUUGAAAUUCUUCGCCUUUUUUGUGUUUUUACAAUGUAUAGCCCAUUUAAAGCCUUUAUUGUUAUUGUUGCCAGUAUGAGAAGCUUAUUCAAAUUAAAUAAAAGAAGAAAUUCUUUUUUUAUAAAAGUUCCCUUUCACUUUCCAAUGAUUACGAGAAAACUGCGAUGAUUCUGUUUUUUUUAAUUUUACCAUUAAAAUUCCUUUUUAAAGUACCAUUCUCAAACUAGAUAGGAGUUAUAUGGUAGUGCCAUCUAAAGCUUAUAAGUAUAUGUAUUAUAUAUAUAUUAUAUACGUUACCUAUGUAUAAUUUGUACGAG
Messenger RNA from Dimorphilus gyrociliatus, 2620 nucleotides. Lineage: Eukaryota; Metazoa; Annelida; Polychaeta; Dinophilidae. The record is from the annotation of a GenBank genome assembly.